Molecule: messenger RNA, 2899 nt
Organism: Chiloscyllium plagiosum (whitespotted bambooshark)
Lineage: Eukaryota; Metazoa; Chordata; Chondrichthyes; Orectolobiformes; Hemiscylliidae
Source: RefSeq, a predicted model, not a curated record
GUGUCGACUCGCUGGCUCAGAGUGAAGCUUCCCUCCUGCCGAAAGCAAACUGCACAUUCUCCUCUUUGUAAAGGGGACGGAGGGAGGGGGCUAACUCAGGAAAUCCCCUUCACCUCGGGGACAGGCGCCCUCCUCCUGACCUCAGGUUUCAUUUGGUUUUGUCCAAGUGUUGCGGGACUGCAGAGGGGUUUCUGUUGGGAGUCGGAGACUCCAAGCUGCUGCACUCUGUUUUUGGAGAGUUACUGUAGACCACAAACGGAUGUGAGACAGGGAAGGUGUGCCCCCUCCUGUCUCUUCUCUCUUUCUUUCUGCUGUCACCAACAGCCCAGAGAAACACAGGGGAAGCUGCUGAAUGUGUUCACUGCAAAAUUCACUGAGAUGGAUGUGACGUUUUAUCUGCAGACUGCUCCAGCCACCAUCUCCACAGAUUCUCCCUGCCUGGGACCUUCACCCUGCUUAGAUCCAUACUAUAGCAAUAAGUUUGAUGGUGAAAACAUGUAUAUGAGUAUGACAGAUCCAAGCCAGGAGUGUAUGCCAGGAAGCCAGGCAAAGCAACGUAAACAUAAUGGCCCCAAUUUUGACGGUUUCUGUUCAUCGGGAACGGGCUGCCAGCGCCCGAUCCAUCCGUCAGCAUUUUCACUGGGGCCUUCGCAAAGGCAAGCCAGUGCCCACCUGUCUCAGAUGCAUGAUCUGGGAAACACAGAAACUACUCAUUACAGUGCUCACCCACAGAUGUCAAUGAUGAGAUCUGCUAUCCAAUCUACAGACAUCAGACACCCAGGAGCAAUGCAACGUGGUCAGCUGACCACUAUAAACCAGUCACAGCUCAGUGCACAACUUGGUCUUAACAUGGGAGGAAAUGCUAUCCAGCACAGCUCACCAUCCCCACCAGGAAGCAAGUCUGCUACUCCAUCACCAUCCAGCUCAGUCCAUGAAGAUGAAACCGAUGAGACAUCCAAGAUGAAUGGUGGUGAAAAACGGGCUGCAGUAGAUGUUGGAAAGAAACCCAAAACUCCAAAAAAGAAGAAAAAGAAGGAUCCAAAUGAGCCGCAGAAACCCGUGUCAGCCUACGCUCUGUUUUUCCGUGAUACCCAAGCAGCUAUCAAAGGUCAAAAUCCAAAUGCCACAUUUGGUGAAGUUUCAAAGAUUGUUGCCUCAAUGUGGGACGGUUUAGGUGAAGAGCAAAAACAGGUGUACAAAAAGAAGACUGAAGCUGCAAAAAAGGAAUAUCUCAAACAGUUGGCAGCUUACAGAGCCAGCCUGGUUUCCAAGAGCUACAAUGACCCAAUUGAGACAAAGACAUCCCAGGCUUCUCAGAUGAUGAAUUCAAAGCAGCCAGUGUUUUCUGGUCACUCACAGGCACCAUCUCCACUGUACCUUGGUUCAGGUGCCUACCAUCAACAGCCUGGUAUGAACCCUCAUAUGUCCACCAUGCAUCCUAAUCUGUCUCGGAGUAUUGCCCCCAAGCCCAACGGUCAGAUGCCAGUGACUGUUUCUAUUGCAAAUAUGACCGUCUCCCCACGUCCAUCUCUUCAGAUCAGCCCACCUCUGCACCAACUAUCCAUGCAACAGCACCAGCUACACCAGCAGCAGAAUACUGUUCUCUCUCAGCAAAUAGGAAACCACCAACUAUCCAUGCAGGUUCAGCACUCGCCAACAAUGCAGCAGGGGUUCUUACAGUCUGAGUUUCAGAACAUAAUGAACUCAACAUCUACAGCUGCACCUGUUGCUACUCCGACAAUGGACUGCAUUCGCUCAGUUUGCCGGAACCCCCCACCCCAGAGCGUUGACUGGAAUGAAUACUGCAAUAAUGGAAGUUUGCAGAGGGAUAAAGCACUCUACCUCACCUGAGGAUAUAGCGUUCUUUCCUAUGAUGACUGCAGGGAAGUCUUCAAAUAUGGAUUGCAUCAAGGCAGUUCUGUGACCUUUUAGACAACAAGUCGCUAAGCACUUAGAUCUUUAAGCUUGCACUUAAACCUGUGGGAUUGCCCAAUUGACAAGACAUUAUUUUGCUUCUUUCCAUCGAAGAUUAUUAUUGGACAAAUGUCCCUCUUCAUUUCUGAAGAAAACCUGGAUCAUUUUGCUUACUGUUGGUUUUGCUGUGGAGUGCUGCUGUAGUGAACUGCCUUAGCAAUUUUAUGUCAUACUAGGAACAUAAUCCUAGACCUUCCAUCAGUUGUUAAUAGUUAACCAGUGAAACCAUUUGCUGAUGGAUAGAGCACUCAUAGCAAGUUUGUAAAUAGGGUCUGUGUUGCACUCUGUUAGAGUAUAAAAUGAUAAAAAGGUUUUCCUAGUUAAAAUGUAACUUUAUACUGACGCUGUUCAGUGAGAUUAUAUCAUUUAAAUGGGACCAGAUUGGCAAGAUUAGUAUUUUUUGCUUAAUUUGUAAGAAAAUGGUUUCAUAGUUAUAUAUUUGCAAAAUUGCUUCCAACAGUUUUAUUAAGCAAUCCCAAAUUGUCUCAUAGAAUAGCAUGAACAGUUUUUAAGUGUUUGAAAAAAAAACACAUUUAUUUUGUACUACAUAGAUGUUUUUGUAUCUUCUAUGGUGUAAUGGGUAGUAAUUAUGUCACUCCAUACUUUUGUGUAAAACAAAAACUGCCAAAUGCUUCUCUGGUGUUUAUUAGAUACAGCUAAGUUAUAACCUUGACAUAUGGCUAUAUAUAAUUGUUUCUUCAUAAUGUAUGUCCAUAUUUAAUCUUUUUUUAAUGGAAACUGUUACGCCUAUUUAUGAAAUAAUAAAUAGAGGUGUUUGUAAGUAAUUUUGUAAGCAUCAAAAACUAUUUCAGGUGCCAUUUAACUUUGCUGGCACAAUAAGUCUCAAACUGUGUGAUUAUGCUUACCAUUUUGAUUUAGUUUCUUCAGUAAUAAUAAAAUAAACAAAUCUGGAUUUCUUCUUUGC